AUGCGUACAUUCGCUCUCCUUACGGCUCUGGCCGUCUCCGCCCUGGCCUCGCCCUUGCCUCAGGGGGUGACGUCUGCGAUUGCUCCAUCAUCUCCAGCUCCCGGAGGUUGCCAGCCCUCGUAUAGCGGCAGCUUCGAGAUUACCGUCGUGAAUGUCUCGUCGGCAUCUAAGCGAGAUCUGUCGGAGCGUCAAACUUCUGGAAUCCUGACCCUCACUCUUGCCGACUCGAUCCUGAAAGACCAGGCCGGACGCACUGGCUACAUCGCCUCAAACUAUCAAUUCCAGUUUGACAACCCUCCUCAAGCUGGUGCUAUCUAUACGAGCGGUUUCUCCCUUUGCUCCAAUUCCAGCCUUGCGUUGGGUGGCUCUGCCAUCUGGUAUCAAUGUUUAAGUGGAUCAUUCUAUAACUUGUACGACCGAAAAUGGGCACCCCACUGUGUUCCAAUCUACAUCUACGCCCUGAUCGGAUCCUCGGCUCCGCCAGCAACACAAGCGACAGACGGUCAGCCAGCAGUGACGACUGCUGUCCCCUCGGUCACUCAGCUCACGGACGGCCAACCCCAGGUCACUUCUGUUGUCGUUACGCAGAUCUCAGAUGGACAACCCCAGGCCAAUACAGCUCCUCCCGUCACGCAAAUCAGCGACGGCCAGCCGCAAGCCCCCAGCGGAACGCCGGUGAGCCAGAUCAGCGAUGGCCAACCACAGGCUCCGACCGGCGCCCCCGUUACUCAGAUCUCUGAUGGCCAACCACAAGCCGCUACCGGAACGCCAGUCACUCAGAUCAGUGAUGGACAACCCCAGGCUCCUACUGGCGCGCCGGUCAGCCAAAUCAGUGACGGUCAGCCUCAAGCACCUACUGGCACACCAGUCACCCAGAUUAGCGAUGGACAGCCUCAAGCACCCACAGGCGCACCUGUGAGCCAAAUCAGUGACGGACAGCCUCAAGCACCUACUGGCACACCGGUCACUCAGAUCAGUGAUGGUCAGCCUCAGGCACCAACAGGCGCGCCUGUGAGCCAAAUCAGCGACGGACAGCCUCAGGCACCCACCUCUGUUGCAGCCGCCUCGACCACCAGCUCAAUUGCUCCCGCGACAUUCAGUGGCGCGGCAUACCGUGCUGAGUUCCCUGGCGGGGUCGCUGUUGUUGCGGGUAUUGCAGGGUAA
This is a messenger RNA of Cladophialophora bantiana CBS 173.52, 1164 nucleotides long. RefSeq lists its product as uncharacterized. NCBI's taxonomy places the organism in Eukaryota, Fungi, Ascomycota, Eurotiomycetes, Chaetothyriales, Herpotrichiellaceae. Bases 1 to 1164 code for a protein of 387 amino acids. Gene Ontology annotation, molecular function: structural constituent of cell wall. Gene Ontology annotation, cellular component: fungal-type cell wall. The record is from RefSeq and is a predicted model, not a curated record. The transcript is spliced from 6 exons. Gene Ontology annotation, biological process: fungal-type cell wall organization.